Messenger RNA from Salmo salar (Atlantic salmon), 3838 nucleotides. RefSeq names its product upstream stimulatory factor 2. Gene Ontology annotation, biological process: regulation of transcription by RNA polymerase II. Gene Ontology annotation, molecular function: RNA polymerase II cis-regulatory region sequence-specific DNA binding; DNA-binding transcription factor activity, RNA polymerase II-specific; protein dimerization activity. The record is from RefSeq and is a predicted model, not a curated record. NCBI's taxonomy places the organism in Eukaryota, Metazoa, Chordata, Actinopteri, Salmoniformes, Salmonidae.
AACAAUCAAUAAAACAUUUAUAGAAAGGUACAAAAUAAACCAGUUAAUCACGAAAAUAUCUGCCCAAUUCCCAUCUAUAAAUCCGACGGUAAAUUUCCUUAGAAGCUUUAACAGUAGCCAAUUCUGACACCCGAAUCUCGCAUUUUCCAAGAAGAGGCAACGUGAUAGAGUCAAAAGAACACACAGAACGACAACACCUUCCAGCUCUGCAGCGGUCUCCAUUUUAACUCUUUGCCCGUCGGUACCUCACGUGUUCUGGACGGUCUUUCUCACAUGACCCUUGUUUGUCCCCGUGAUCAGUACUUCCAACUCCAUAUUUCAGUGUCGCUGAAUAUCACAUUUUAAACUGUAACCUUCAUGGAUAUGCAUGAACAGAGUUUGGACAGCUCUACAGGUCACGAGAAACAGGAAACAGAGGAGAUUCUCCAACUGGAAGGUGUGGGGACGGAGGAGCAGACUGCAGUUACCAUAGAGAGUGUACAGCAGGCCGCAGCUUUUGCGGAUCAUAAUGUUCAAUAUCAGUUCCGCACAGAGAACAGUGGAGGACAGGUGACCUAUCGUGUGGUCCAAGUGACAGAUGACCAGCUAGAGGCAGCAGGCGACGGGACUGGGGCAGUCAGUGUGGUUUCCACUGCUGCAUUUACUGGAGUACAGCAAGCAGUGGCACAGAACCCCUUCAGUAAUGGGGGUAGUCCAGCGGGGGAGACGGUGGGAGGGGAAACGCGUUUUGCCUAUUUCCCUGCUGCCACAGUCAGUGUCAGUGAUGGGGCAGCCACAGCAGUGUCGGUGCAGGCUGACCCAACACUCACACAGGCCGGAGGUCAGUUCUAUGUGAUGAUGAGCCCACCUGAUGUGUUGCAAGCUGGCACGCCAAGGACCAUUGCCCCUCGCACACACACCUACACCACAGACCACGGUGAAAAUGAGAUACUACAGCAUGGCAGUUCAAACUGGAAGAUGGAUGGUCCACGGGCACCUAGGGAUGAGAGAAGGAGAGCACAACACAAUGAAGUGGAAAGACGGAGAAGAGACAAGAUCAACAACUGGAUUGUCACCCUCUCAAAGAUCAUCCCAGACUGCAACAUAGACAGUACUAAGACUGGAGCAAGUAAAGGAGGGAUCCUGUCGAAAGCGUGUGACUACAUCCGGGAGCUGAGACAGAAUAACCAACGAUUGCAGGACAGCUUCAAAGAGGUGUUGAGAGUUCAGGCAGACAACGAGCUACUCAAACAACAGAUUGAGGAGAUGAAGAAUGACAAUGCACUGCUUCGAGCUCAGCUACAACAGCACGGCAUAGAGAUCAAUGGCGAUACAACACCACAGUGAUCGACUGGACACACACACACACACACACACACACACACUCUCUCACUUACUCACUGGUAAAAUACAAAUACUUAUAGAAUACAUGAAAGUACACAUGCUCACGUGCAUGCAUCAUCAGAAAUUGCCACGCAUACACACAGAACAGAGGGCUUGAGAGGAAGAAGUGGACUGCUGACUGAUCAAACCUCUUCUAACCCCCACACCCACACACUCUCUUCCAAGGCUGAAAGCUGAAAUUCAUGACUCUGUAACUAAAUGACUUCCCCACCUCUGCUCAAAGAAUAGCCAACUCUUCAAAUGUUGUGCAUUCACCUGACUGUUUUUGUUAUGGACAAUGACAAUUCAUAUUUACUCUGUUUUAACCUUCUGUUUUCCAUAGCUUUUUUGGGGCUUUUGUUGUGAGUUAUACUACCGUGUCUGACAUGAAUGAAUCCUUUUGUUUGUCAUUUAAUGUAUUAGUUUACAAUGAAUGUGUAUGCAGAAUUAAAAGACAGUGGCAGUAGGGAUCAUAGUGCAAAUAUAGGGCUGAACUUUGCUGUUCCAUUUUCCCUUCGAGAUUACAAACCAUGGUAGACAAAUCAGGUACCUUCAUCCUUUGAUGCUCACCAUUUCAAAGGGUUGUUUCAUUGUUAAGUGGAGGCAGAUGAGAGAAUACUGAUUAAGCUGUUUUAAAGGGCUGCGAUGUAAAGGUAUGGUUGUUGUAUUGACACUAGGCCUGACAUUGCAGACUAUCGGGGCAGUAGGUGAUAGCAUAGCUCAGGUCAUUAGGACAAUAUAUAAUAUUGGUUCCCAAAUUCAUUUCAGUCCCAUCUACUUUGCUUAAUUUCUCAUAUCUCUUGUGUUGUCCCAUCUGGUGCACAGUAAAUCAUUUAACCUGAAUAUCAGUUUCACUAUAUGGUAAUGAUGCAUAUUGGGCAUUAAAUCAUUGUAUGUAUCUGCUUGUGAUAGGUCACUUACCGGUAUUCAAUACAUUAAUUGGAGCAUGUGUCAGCGUUGCCAUGUAUAAGAUGAUAAAUGUCCCUGAGUCUCUAUGACAGGGGAUGUUCAUUUACAGGCAUUCAAUUCAAAUUUGGGACACUGGGUAACUCAACUCAAUAUUGAGGAUCUGAGGGAGAGUUAUAUAUUAUGGAUUUUCACCAUGUCCUCCAGUAAUUUAAAAGUUUGGGAACCAGUGCUAUGAAGGAUAAUUUUAGUAUAUCCCAGGUCAGCAACUGCUUCAAGGAAUUGUUUGUGAGUGAAGGUUGUCAGCAUCCUUGUUUUAUCUCCACUGAAAGCAAUCACAGCAUGGCAUUCUAACCACUGGCAAGAUGUAUUCCAAUUGUACAAUAACAUUUCAAUGUUUAUACCAUAGCAUUGACACAAUUAUUGGAUUGGUUCUGUAGUAAGGUGGAGGUGCAUUUUCAAGAGCUAUAUGCCCAAUUCCAAGUCGAUCCCUAGGCCCUACACUUGGAUUGGAUAGGUAAGCAAUGUGGUGUUUGCUCCACCUUGCAUUCUGAUUGGUUAGGUGACAUUUUCCGUAUUGCUUACAUCAUAUCCUUUUAGGUCUACACUAGUGCCUUGGGGAUAGAGGCAAGAGGUGGGUUUGGAAUUGAGCUGCAGUCUUAAAGGAUUGGUUCAGAAUUUCUUUACCAAAUCUGUUUUGAUGUAAAGUGCAAAUUGUAGAGGGGUCCAGAUAUUCUAGCGAUUUCACUUGGUUUUGAGAAACUUGGACCACCCGCAAUAGACUUCCUCAUUGCUCGUUCUGUAGUAUGCUGCUUCUCCAUGUAGCCCGCUCAGCACAGCUGGUAGGGGAAAUGGCUUGAGUCUAAUAAAAUGGAAUAUAUUGUUGCAGAUAAAGUUGAAAUUGUGUUAUUGCGAAGUGUACAACAUCUAAAGACCUGCAUCACUAUACUGAGAGUGUGGCCAUUUCUGAAAGGAUGCAUUUUUCCGUAGCUCCUAUACUGCAGAACGAGCAAUGAGAAAGUCUAUCAUGGGUGGUCUAAGUUUCUCAAAACCAAGUGAAAUUGUUAAAGUGGACACUUAUAUAACAUACUAUUUACAUUAAUAAAAUAUUUGUUCAGAAAUGGUGGAGCAAUCCUUUACCCCCUUAUAAAAAAAUGUGGGGGCAUCUUGUCUGUUUAAAACACCUUAUCCAGGGGAGUGGCUAACCUAAUGUUUACUACUCGCUAUAAUUAUCCCUAUCUGGCUCGAAGGACCAUGAAAAGAGUGGUCCUUUGAGACCGAUAGGGACAACAAUAUACUAUAUAACUGAAACAAAUAUGGACAACAGACUUUAGUUUCAUUAGCAUGAGCUAGCAGGGAGAAUAUAGUUGCCAUGUAAUUUUGAACUUGUAGGUCAAUUUGUCUUGUAUUGCCAAUAGGGCUGUCCCCGACUGGGAAAAAAAAAAACUCUUGGUCCACCAAGAAUCAGCUUUUCUUUCGACCAGUUGAUUGGUCAAACAUUUUUAAACAUUUAUUUUUCCAUAUAUAGACACACCCAAUCUGUUUUAAUAAAAUCUAUUAUAUGCACUGA